This is a messenger RNA of Cordyceps fumosorosea ARSEF 2679, 807 nucleotides long. RefSeq names its product Killer toxin, Kp4. The record is from RefSeq and is a predicted model, not a curated record. Gene Ontology annotation, cellular component: extracellular region. The transcript has a single exon. NCBI's taxonomy places the organism in Eukaryota, Fungi, Ascomycota, Sordariomycetes, Hypocreales, Cordycipitaceae. The coding region runs from base 1 to 807 and encodes 268 amino acids.
AUGGUCUCCUUCACCACCCUCCUGGCCAGCGUCGCCACCGCCGCCACCGCCAACGCUCUCGGCAUCAACUGCCAGGGCUCCGGCCUCUGCGUCGGCAACAAGGGCCUCCUCGGCCAGGCGCAGGGCCAGCUGCGCGGCAUGGACCAGAACAAGAAGGUGCGCGACGGCGAGCACGCCGUGUGCGUCAAGUCCUCCAUCUCCAUCGGCGACCCCUCGCUGUGCAUCUUCUACCAGAAGACCGGCCGCGAGUGGACCAUCGGCCAGACGGUGCAGUUCGUGCAGAACAUCAUCGAUCACGGCUGCAAGGCCUGCGGCUCCGUCCCCGUCGACCCGGGCAACAACGUCAACAACGGCGAGCUCACCGCCAACAUGGUCACCAACGCCAAGAAGCGCGACGAGGAGUCCGUCGUCAGCGCCGCCGCAGAGUACCCGGGUCCUCGUCGCGGCGUCCGCGCCGAGGUGCUGGCCGCCCGCGCGCUGGGCAUCAACUGCCGCGGCAGCUCGACCUGCAACGUUGGCGGCAUCGGCCACUCGCCGGCCGGCACGCUGGAGAAGGUGCGCGACGCCGUGGCCGCCGGGCCGGAGGGCCAGUGGACCAACGGCCAGCAGAUUGCGUGCGUCGGGCAUGUGACGGGCCGCCUGUGCGCCUUCUACCAGAACAUUGGUAACCGCAGCUUCAACAAGGGCCAGACGCUCAACUACCUGGCCGCCCUUGGCAACCACGGCUGCCGCGUGUGCGGGAGCGUGCCGACGGACGACGGUAACGAUACGAGCAAAGGUGAGCUCACGGUCAACUACGUGGCCUAA